Molecule: messenger RNA, 1206 nt
Organism: Notechis scutatus (mainland tiger snake)
Lineage: Eukaryota; Metazoa; Chordata; Lepidosauria; Squamata; Elapidae
Source: RefSeq, a predicted model, not a curated record
AGAUUAAAUAAAAAUGAAUGAACAGGUUGGACUGUUUGUGGAGCUCCUUUCCAAGCUCCUGUGACUUCUCUGUCCUGCCACCUUCACUGAACAAAGGGGCAAAGAAGUUGAACUCAUGGUGUGCCUGAGCACGAUGGCUAGGAACACCGAUAUGCGCUGGCGCUUACCUAUGGUUUGCCUCCUCUGGGAGGUGGCCAUGAUCAUCCUUUUUGGGAUUUUCGUGCGCUUCAACCCGGAGGCAGAUGUGGCUGAUUGGGAGAAGGAAAAACAACAAAGGAACGUCUCUGAUAUUGAGAAUGAAUUCUACUUCAGGUACCCCUCUUUCCAAGAUGUCCAUGUGAUGAUUUUUGUGGGUUUUGGAUUCCUCAUGACCUUUCUUCAACGCUAUGGCUUUGGAGCUGUUGGCUUCAACUUUCUCCUCGCUGCCUUUGGGAUCCAGUGGGCUCUUCUGAUGCAGGGCUGGCUCCAUACCUUUGAGCAUGGGAAGAUACUCAUUGGAGUGGAAAGCCUGAUUAAUGCAGAUUUCUGCGUGGGUUCUGUUUGUAUCGCCUUUGGUGCCAUUUUGGGCAAAGUCAGCCCCGUCCAGCUGCUCAUUAUGACACUGUUUCAAGUGACCCUCUUCUCCAUCAAUGAAUAUAUCCUGCUUGAUCUGCUCCAUGUGAAAGAUGCUGGAGGAUCCAUGACUAUUCAUACAUUCGGUGCUUACUUUGGCCUAACUGUGACCUCUAUUUUGUACCGGCCCAACCUUGACCAGACCAAAGACAAGCAGGAAUCUGUUUACCAUUCAGAUCUUUUUGCCAUGAUUGGAACCUUAUUUCUGUGGAUGUACUGGCCCAGCUUUAACUCAGCCAUUUCCAAUCAUGGAGAUGCACAGCACCGAGCGGCCAUCAACACCUAUUGUUCACUUGCUGCUUGUGUCCUCACUUCUGUGGCCUUCUCUAGCCUCUUGCAAAAGAAGGGAAGGUUGAACAUGGUGAGUAAAGUCAGGCAAGAUGUCAUGCCUUUCUCUUAUCUUUUGCAAAGUUUCAUGGAACCCUCUAUUACAGGUGUGUGUUUAUGGGUGUAGGGCUGCUUAUGUAUCUACUUGCCUACCUGCUUGCCUGCCAAUCAAUCAAUCAAUCAUUAAAAAUGGUGUCAUGGCUUUCUAUUACCUUGUACUAAGUUUCAUGGAACCCCCACCAAAGGGGGGGCGGUGUUUUCUUUCUU